CAAGCCUUGAGAGUCUUCCUCGGUUGUCAAGCAUGACUCCCGCCAAUGCUGCUGCUGUUAUUACCGGGGAAUACUCGGAAGAAAAGUUCAUAGCUAAACAGAAAAGCAAAAUUAUGAAGAUAACAAUAGAGAAAAGGCGCCGAGAUCGGAUAAACAGUAGCAUCAACCAACUGAAGACUUUACUGGGAAGGGAGUUUCAAACAGAAGAACCGAACAUGAAACUGGAGAAAGCAGACAUCCUGAAAAUGACGGUGAAUUACCUGAAGUAUCACAACCAGCAGUUCAGAGUAAGCUGCCCGACCAGCGGCUCGGAGCGUGACUAUAACGAAGGAUACUCCCGGUGUUUACAGGAGGCUCUGCGUUUUUUCUCCACACAAGAAGGCAAAAGUGACAUCCAAAAGAAGCUGGUGACGCGCUUCCAAAGAACACAGCCACAGUGUCCGGUCAAGGCUCGGCCUUACGGCGUAUACCUUCCCUUGACGGCUUCUUGUCAGAGUGGCACGGAGCGGUCAGUCCAGACCAACACUGCGGCUCUCUGGAGACCCUGGUAGAACCUGAACCAGAAGCCAGAUUCGUGUAAGACUAUUCCUUGUUUACUGGGCGAUGGUGAACCCGUUGUAGGAGAAUCGUUCUCCAGUAUCAGGCAUAUCGAUCUCGUGAUAAGAUUGGAAGCGUUGUUAGCUUUUCUUCAUAUUGAAGAAAAUGUAUUUCCCUGAUUAAGGGAACACGUCACUUUGUAAAUAUUGCUCUGUGUAUAUGGUACCGGUAGUAAGUAGCUUGUUUAGAGGAAAACUUUCUCCGCUCUAUUUCUGCAGAUCCUGGGCCAGGAUUAUAUUGUUCUUCACGGUGAAGAGAUGCUGCAGAUUCUGACGUGUAUUUUAUGAGGAGAGGCGCGCACAGAAUUUGUUGUUAAAUUACUUAUGUGUGAAAAGCUCUAGAUAUCUUAUUCCUUGUUUUCUUUCAUUUGACACACAGUGCACCCCCCCCCCGAUUUUUUGACCACCAGUCAACAACCAUUGGGUAGAUUGUCGAUGGGGUAGGGAUAUUCUCUCUCAGUGGAGCUCAGUCCAACCCCUCUUGAAGUGCUGGGUUAGAAAAUCGCUCAACCUUCCACUUCUUCAUUGUCAUCCCGUCUUCACCCCGACACUUCCGUCGAACAACCACAGCACCAAGUCUCAUUUCCGUUUGAAAAAGAGCAGGGUCGUUGCUUUUGCCUGUUCUGACAAUCCCCCGACAAUCCUGGCUUGGUCAUCUUAGGCAAAAUGUCCAUCUCCACUGUUAAUUUCCCGUUUUAGACUGCUACCCUGUCUCAACAGAAAAUGCACCUAUCUCCUUUGCUCGUUUCCGUAUAGCUACCUCGGCUGUUUCCUGAUUAUCUGUCUCUGGUCUCUAGGAGAUCAGUAUUGGCAAACCACCCAUCAGUGUCUUCUUCUGCACUGAUGAGAGAGGCGUUCACAUGUAUCAAUGAUGCCCAUUGUAACGGUGCAUUGCGAGCAUUCACUGUUGGUGUAUUACGUGACAAUCUGUCACAGCUGGGUUCUGUCUGAAACAUAACUUACAACAGAUCAAUGAUGGGUUGCUGCCAGUACCCGAUUGUCUCAGGUAGAAACGUCUCAGACUCGGCAGCCUCAGAAUCCCGUUCGAUAUUCAGCUCAUAUUUCACUACUACCUUAUUUAAUAAAAAUCAUUUCCCUACAUCCCUGCGAUUUGUUUUCCUUUUUCAUUCUCGACCUCCCUACACUGCUUUGGUUUUUGGUGUAAAUGGCUGUAAAUGGCUCUAAUGUUUGUGCUCAUUUAUGUAAAGAGAGAUAAAUUUACUUUGAACUUUAAGGUAAAUCUUAUUUUUCAAAUGUUGUCUGCCUGUAUUGUUGGUACUCCGUUAACUUGUACAUUGGCAAAAUAAAUACUC
Messenger RNA from Mobula hypostoma (lesser devil ray), 1909 nucleotides. RefSeq names its product transcription factor HES-5-like. Gene Ontology annotation, molecular function: DNA-binding transcription factor activity, RNA polymerase II-specific; protein dimerization activity; RNA polymerase II cis-regulatory region sequence-specific DNA binding. Gene Ontology annotation, cellular component: nucleus. The record is from RefSeq and is a predicted model, not a curated record. Gene Ontology annotation, biological process: regulation of transcription by RNA polymerase II; anterior/posterior pattern specification; regulation of neurogenesis. Lineage: Eukaryota; Metazoa; Chordata; Chondrichthyes; Myliobatiformes; Myliobatidae. The transcript is spliced from 3 exons. The coding region runs from base 33 to 551 and encodes 172 amino acids.